AUGCUGAACCUUCUACGGAAGAUAUCUACAAUCUUUCAGUGGAAUAACGAGUCUGAAGAGACACCACACAAACAGCCUCAAGGUAACUCAGGGAUGAUGUCUGUCCAGGGAGUUGUGACCAGCUUGUGUACCAAUUAUGGAUGGAUUAACGAAUCCAUAUUCUUCCACACUGAAGUAGUCUGUGAUAAUGUACCUGUAAGAAUUGGCGUAAAUGUCAUCGCUCUUGUGGAAGAAGAUGAAACAACUCAUGUCCUGAAUGCCCUCAAGGUGAAAAUUAUGAAUGAUCCAGUUGACUCUAAUGAUCCAUCAGAACUUGGCAAGAAAUUUUGUAUUAAAUGUGUCACUCGUGUAAUGCAUGGCAACAUCUACUUUAGCAAGGAUUAUUCUAUUCCUAUACACCUGUUUUCUGGAGCAUUCAGACCUUUCAAGGGAGAUUUGGUGCUAGUGGCCUAUUCCAUGAUCCCAGGAACUUCAGAUGUCAACAUUCACUCCGUGAGCCCACUUAGUUUUCAGAAUAUGCAAGAGGUCUGUAUUACCAGACUCAACGGAAGAACUGGAGUUGUGGAACCCUGUAUGUUUUUUACUCUGGAUUCUCUCCAUACUAUCCCCGGUUAUUCACCUGGGUUAUAUGACGUUGUUAACGUGGUUGCAGUAGACAGCAUUCUACCACAGUAUUCUCAGAGGGUGGUGUCUAUGAUUCCAGCAUACAUGUAUUAA
Molecule: messenger RNA, 717 nt
Organism: Meriones unguiculatus (Mongolian gerbil)
Lineage: Eukaryota; Metazoa; Chordata; Mammalia; Rodentia; Muridae
Product: cancer/testis antigen 55-like
Exons: 5
Coding region: 1-717 (238 amino acids)
Source: RefSeq, a predicted model, not a curated record